Messenger RNA from Nestor notabilis (Kea), 944 nucleotides. RefSeq names its product bystin-like (gene BYSL). NCBI's taxonomy places the organism in Eukaryota, Metazoa, Chordata, Aves, Psittaciformes, Psittacidae. The record is from RefSeq and is a predicted model, not a curated record. The transcript has 5 exons. Gene Ontology annotation, cellular component: preribosome, small subunit precursor; nucleolus; cytoplasm. Gene Ontology annotation, biological process: rRNA processing. Gene Ontology annotation, molecular function: snoRNA binding. The annotation marks the transcript as partial.
GCGGACAUCAUCCUGGAGAAGAUCACGGAGAAGCAGACGGAGGUGGACACGGCGCUGUCGGAGGGGUCCGGCUGCCCCAUGCCCCAGCUUGACCCCCGCGUCCUGGAGGUCUAUCGGGGUGUGCGAGAGGUGCUGUCCAAAUACAGGAGCGGGAAACUCCCCAAGGCAUUUAAAAUCAUUCCUGCCUUGUCCAACUGGGAGCAGAUCCUCUACAUCACGGAGCCGGAGGCAUGGACAGCGGCUGCCAUGUACCAGGCCACCAGGAUAUUCUCAUCCAACCUGAAGGAGAGGAUGGCCCAGCGCUUCUACAACCUGGUGCUGCUGCCGCGGGUCAGGGACGACAUUGCAGAGUACAAGCGCCUCAACUUUCACCUCUACAUGGCUCUGAAGAAGGCUCUGUUCAAGCCAGCAGCCUGGUUCAAAGGGAUCCUCAUCCCGCUGUGCGAGUCGGGGACCUGCACGCUGCGGGAGGCCAUCAUCAUCGGCAGCAUCCUCACCAAGUGCUCCAUCCCCGUCCUCCACUCCAGCGCGGCCAUGCUGAAGCUCGCCGAGAUGCAGUACAACGGCGCCAACAGCAUCUUCCUGCGCCUGCUCAUCGACAAGAAGUACGCGCUGCCCUUCCGCGUGGUGGAUGCCCUCGUCUUCCACUUCCUGGCCUUCCGCACGGACCAGCGUGUCCUGCCCGUGCUGUGGCACCAGAGCUUCCUGGCCUUGGCCCAGCGCUACAAGGAGGACCUGUCCUCGGAGCAGAAGGAGGCUUUGCUUGAGCUGCUCAAGUUCCACAGCCACCCGCAGAUCUCACCGGAGAUCCGGAGGGAGCUGAUGAACUCCAAGACUCGGGAUGUGGAGGAGCAGCAGCCCGCAGCCAUGGAGUGAGCAGGGACAAGCGGGGAAAAGGUGGAGCCUGAGUUGCUCCCGGGAUGCUGCUGGAUGCAGUUGGGAGC